AUGGUCGUUCCAACAGAUCCAGGCCUUAUGCGGACGCUCGCCCUCAUGGGUGGCUACACCAUCCAGCAGCGCGAAAUUGAGUACCGCAAGACCCUCGACAGCAUGAUUCCCGACAUUCUCUGGGGCGCGAAGCCCGCCAACGUCAGCCUUUUCUCUAGCCUCAACCCAAACCUCCCGCGUCGUGUCUACAAGCUCCAGUUCGACGCGGCCCCGAAGCCCGGCGUCUCCAGGCAGCUCCUUAUCGACGUCAAGUUUGGUCCCGGACCGAUAGACGGGAGCAUCUUCGUGAACACCUGCGCCUCCGUUGACAGCAACCUAUCGACAUUUGACCACGCCGCCCGCAUCCAGGAGCUCGCGCGCUCCAGGAUUCCCCAGUUGGUGCCCCGCGUCAUCCGCGUCGGCGUCUUCGACUCCCCAGAGGGCGAUUUGGACUACAUCGUCACCGAGCACAUGCCCGACACCGUGACCCUCGACAAGGUCUGGGCCAGUCUGCCCCCCGAGACUCAGAGCAAGCUGAUGGACCAGCUCGCCGCUGCCAUCGAACUUCUCCGCAGUGGAUUGGUCAUCGACCGCGCAGCGUUAGACUCUAAGCUUGACGCCAUCGACUUCUCUGGGGGUGCCGACUACACCGCCAACCCCGACCUGGCUGUACCGACUGCUCAAGUCGACUGCCCAUCCGACGACGUGUUCCCCCGUCCCCUCGGCCAUUGCCCCCAGCUUGUGCUGAUCCGUGCUCUCCUCGCCAAGUACGCCAAUGAUGCCCGUGCCGCCCGCCAUCAUCCGCCAGCCGGCGAUUUCAGGGAUGGCGCCGACGGUAGCUUCUCGAUAGGGUUUGCCACGAACGGCAUCGUGGGAUCCGUGGAUUUCACAGCUGAAGAGUUUCACGAAGUGGCCCACAGCAUGGCGGUCUGCCACAUGGAUCUCGAGCCCCGGAAUAUCCUCAUCAAGACCGUCGAGCUGCCCGCCAACAGCCCAGGAGGCAAGAACCGCAAAGAGCUAAAGUUGGUCGGCAUCGUCUCAUGGCAGAAGGCCACCCUCGCUCCUUUCGCGAUGGAGCGAGGUCUCAAGGACGCACUGCUCGGCUGUCAGUUCAACCACGACUACUCCUGGUACAGGUUGUUUGUCGAUCGUACUCAGCAUCUGAUCCCCCCGAGCGAUGGCCACGCCAUGAUCCUAAUCGUCAUGAUGGCCAUCAGAAUUGCCUCUCGAGCCCCCGACUGCUCCCAUACCAACAUGGUCCACCAGGAGGAGUGGAUCAGAAAGGAGAAGCUCAAACUGGCUUUGGUCCGGAGCGGCUGGGUCAGGAAGCCCGGUCACGAGAACCACAAGUCCGGUUCGGAUCGGGAGUAUCGCGAGAUGGGCAACGCCAUCAUGCGUCGCUUCGUGGCGGAGAUGGCCGAGUCUAUUCCGACUCAUCCCCACAAUCCUCUCGCCGGGUUUCCUGGUUACCCCAGUUGA
This is a messenger RNA of Colletotrichum destructivum, 1458 nucleotides long. RefSeq names its product Putative protein kinase-like domain superfamily. NCBI's taxonomy places the organism in Eukaryota, Fungi, Ascomycota, Sordariomycetes, Glomerellales, Glomerellaceae. The record is from RefSeq and is a predicted model, not a curated record. The coding region runs from base 1 to 1458 and encodes 485 amino acids. The transcript has a single exon.